Molecule: messenger RNA, 693 nt
Organism: Debaryomyces fabryi
Lineage: Eukaryota; Fungi; Ascomycota; Pichiomycetes; Serinales; Debaryomycetaceae
Exons: 1
Coding region: 1-693 (230 amino acids)
Biological process (GO): proteasome regulatory particle assembly
Cellular component (GO): nucleus; cytoplasm
Molecular function (GO): protein binding
Source: RefSeq, a predicted model, not a curated record
AUGACUUUUGAUGAAAACAGUUCAGACGCAGCCUUUAGAGGUCUCAUGAAGAAUUUGAACUUAGAUGAGUCGCAAUUCAAGUCAUACAAGACUAACUUUUCCCAAUUGACUUAUGAUCAACUUUCAACCACUAAGAACGAAAUCGAAUCUCAAUUGUCCUUACUAUUUGAUAUACUAUCCAACCAAUAUAAAGCCGAUAUGUCCACUCCAUUGCUAACGGAUGACGGAUAUCCCAGAAGUGAUAUCGAUGUUGUUGGAAUCAGGCUAAUCAGAGUUAAGAUCAUACGGUUGAGAAACGAUGUCAAGUUGGUAUAUUCGUUACUAGAAGCUAAGCUAAUCGAGAGAUUUGAAGAGCAAAAGAAUUCAGGAGUACCAGACACAUCAGAACAAUCGGAACAAGUCAGGAACCCUCUCCUUUACACCAUUGCAUUUGCAACUGUAAGUGAAGUUGUUCCGCAUGGACCUGCUUCUACUUCAGGACUAAAAGAAGGAGACCAGAUCAUUUCCGUGGACGAUAUACACGCUGCUAACCACAACAAAUUGGCCAACAUCUCGCUCAAGGUCCGUGAUAGCGUAGACAAGUCUCUCUCCGUCAUUAUUUUAAGAAAUGGCACCCGUCAAACCCUCGAAUUGAAACCUACUGAUAAAUGGGACGGUAGGGGUUUAUUAGGUUGUCGUCUACUUCCAUUAUAA